Molecule: messenger RNA, 1575 nt
Organism: Oncorhynchus kisutch (coho salmon)
Lineage: Eukaryota; Metazoa; Chordata; Actinopteri; Salmoniformes; Salmonidae
Product: zinc finger CCHC domain-containing protein 3-like
Exons: 4
Biological process (GO): activation of innate immune response
Molecular function (GO): double-stranded DNA binding; zinc ion binding; RNA binding
Source: RefSeq, a predicted model, not a curated record
AUGGAACCAGAAGGAGAGGCGGAAAAGGGAGGGGGUGUGAAGGGUUGGGGGGACGAGGAAGUGUCGAGGGCAAGGGUGGAGGAGUUGAGAGGGAUGGUGAGGGCACUGGUAGAGAAGGAAUGGGACAAGGGAAAGGAGAGGGCAAGCGCUAUGGGUGUCGUUGCCCAUAGGGUACCUGAGCCAAAUACGCCUCCGAGCAAGAGGGCAAAGAAGGUGGUGAGGAGGAGGGGUGGAAAGAAAGGGGGGGAAGAACAGGGGGAUGGGGAGGUGGCGGGGCCCUCGUGGGCUCCGUCUCCAUCCUCCUUUAAACCCCUCGCCGAGCUUGAUCUCCCAGGCAUGGCGAGAAACUGGAUGAUGGAGGGGGAGCCGGACUUUUUGUUUGGGGAUGUAACGUCCCCGGUUCGGAGUCCGGAGGAGGGGGGGGCAAUGGACUUGAGUGUGGGACUUGUGCCGGGGACGGUUGCUGUGUUCAGGGGAGGGGGGAUGGUGGGAGAUGGGGGUGAUGUAGGGGAUUCACGAGUGGAGGUGGGGUCAAAGUUAGUCGGGAUAGAGAAAGGGAGCACUGGGCGUUGUAUGGCCUACGGCCAUACCCUGGCCUCGUGCAGCACCAAGAAGUGUCGUUUUUGUGGGUCAGAAGAGCACGAGGCCAAGGAGUGUGACGAGCCCAAGGCUUGCCACGGGUGUGGCUCGAAGGCACACCUGUGGCGGAACUCGUUGGAGGGAGUCUUCGAUGUGGCGUUCUACACGGAGAGUAAACAUGAUGAGGUGCUAAAGAAGGUCAAAGAAGUUGGAGCAACGGGGCCGAUGGGUCACUACGAGGUCAAGAGUUUGGCGAAAAAUAAUUUCAGAAUGGUGACGGUGAACAUUUACAACCCCUAUGUAAAAGAUGAAGAAGUGAGGGCCUUCCUGGGGAGGUAUAUGGAUGGUGUCUCCUCAGGAAGGCACCUCACAGACUCUUUGGGUUUUUGGACGGGGAGGAGAGGGUUUCAGGCCCUCCUCAGGGAAGAUCCUAAGGGAUUGGGAGGGUACCUCCAUCCCCCGGCGAUGUUCUCCCUGGGGGCUGACAGGGGGACGUUAUACUACGCACGUCAGCCCCCAUUCUGCAGGCGCUGUAUGGCCUAUGGACACAUCCUGGCCUCGUGCAGCACUCGUAAGUGCAGAUUUUGUGGAUCGGGAGAGCACGAGGCCAAGGACUGUGACGAGCCGAAGGCGUGCCACGGGAGAUGCAGGUUCUGUGGGUCGGAAGAGCACGAGGCCAGGGACUGUGCCGAGCCGAAGAAGUGCCACGGGUGUGGCUCGGUGGCGCACCUGUGGCGGGACUGCCCGCUCGGCGAAGGUCAUACGCGUCUGCAGCUGGGGGGGAGCGAGAGCGGAGGAUGGAGAAGAAAGGAGCAUGAAGAAGCGGCGACGAAGGUGGAAGGACGGAACAGAAGGAGACGGAGGGAGGAGAAGAAAAAGAAAGAGCUGGGACGGAAGGAGAUGUGCAAGGGAUGGAAGAAGAGGUGGCUGAGACAGAAGGAGAGGGGGUCGGGACUGAAGGAGAGGUGGUCGGGAUGGAAGGGAGGAGGUAGAAAG